Messenger RNA from Pocillopora verrucosa, 4015 nucleotides. Its product is annotated as choline transporter-like protein 4. NCBI's taxonomy places the organism in Eukaryota, Metazoa, Cnidaria, Anthozoa, Scleractinia, Pocilloporidae. Gene Ontology annotation, molecular function: transmembrane transporter activity. Gene Ontology annotation, biological process: transmembrane transport. The record is from RefSeq and is a predicted model, not a curated record.
CUACUUUCCGCUAUAGCAGAGUAUCACGACGUCAUAUCUUUUCGUGGUUUAUAACGUUGAACUCUCAUUUAGCACAGUUUUUGAGCAGCAGUGUCUUUGACGAAGAUGGGUUGUUGUGGAAAAAAUAGCGACGAUGAAAGGACUGAUAAUGUGGAGAUGAAAGGAGGGGAUAAGAGAGGCGGAAAAGCUGGCAAGUGGGGAAAUCCUAAACCAUUUGAUCCAACAUUUAAUGGGCCAAUAAAAAACAGGAGCUGCACUGACUGUAUAUGUUGCAUUCUCUUUGUUCUUUACAUUGUUGGCAUGAUAGCCCUGGGAAUUGUAGCAUAUAUAAAAGGUAAUCCAUACAAGCUGCUGAAUUCUGUUGAUUCUGAUGGAAAUAUCUGUGGUUACGAUGAGAUUGUCAAGGAUCGGCCUAAACUGGUUUUCUUUGACUUGACGGAAUGUCUUCCUGCAGUCACUCAAGUUGCAACAAAUCUCUUUGGGGCAUCUUGUCCCACAAAACAGCGCUGUGUGAAGAGUUGCCCUGACAAAAAUGCUUUUGCACUCACUGGGAAUGUAUCAGACCUUGUUUGUGACUAUGACAUUGAUGUCAACAGUUUAAAUCCAUCUUAUCAGGAGCGCUUAGACUUAGUCAGGAACAAGAAGUGUGCUCCAUAUAUCCUCAAAAGUUCUGAUGUCCUGAACCGUUGCAUACCAACACUAGUUGGAGAUGCAUUAACAACCAGUUUAGGAGAUCAGCUGCAAUCAGCAGAUGGAUCAAAUGUCACUACUGAAGAAGUAAAAGAAGGAUCUCUAGCUGUUCAGGCAUUGCUGAACCUGCAGAACCUCGGUCAGAAGAUCAUACAAGAUGUGCAGGAAUCCUGGUACUGGAUUCUGGCUGCCAUGGGAAUUGCGAUGGUGGCUUCUUUCUUGUAUAUUAUUGUCAUGAGGUGGAUUGCUGGACUUGUGGUGUGGGUGACCAUCUAUGCUGUUUUGACUGCACUUGGCUUCUCUGUUUAUUAUUCAUGGACAAAGUACAAAGAACUGUCAUCCAACUCUGGUAACACCACAAUCACUGUUCUGAGUGUGUCCACUGGUCUUGAUUCAUAUGCUAACAGUGAAAAAACUUGGUACUGGCUGACUAUUAUUCUUGGGGUUAUCCUUGGAAUUCUGGUGUUGAUUCUGCUGGCUUUAUACAAGAGGAUUUCUAUUGCAAUUCAGAUCAUCAAAGAGGGAAGCAGGGCUGUAUCUGCCAUGCCAUUUAGUCUGUUUUUCCCUGUUGUUCCUUGGCUGCUCCAGAUCAUACUGUUUGGAUGGUUUGUUGGUGUCUUAGCCUUCCUUGUCACUGCUGGUGAUCCACAGUACCAAGUUGUGUCCAACGACACUCAAAAUGGACAAGUGUGUACUCAGGAAAUAAAAGAUGCAAUAGGAUCUGCCAGCAACUAUACAUGCAAUUUUGUGGACUUUGCAAACGAUGACCAUUUGUUCCGCAUGCAAGUCUACCAUCUGUUUGGCUGGUUCUGGCUCAUGAAUUUCAUCAUUGCCCUAGGCCAGUGUGCACUGGCAGGUGCAUUUGCCUCCUAUUACUGGGCUUGGGACAAGAAGACGGACAUACCAAAAUUUGCAGUGACAGCAUCAUUUUUCCGAACUCUAAGGUACCAUACUGGUUCACUGGCCUUCGGGUCUCUUAUCAUUGCCAUCGUUCAGUUGAUCCGAGCAGCACUGGAGUACAUCGAUCACAAGCUCAGAGGGCCAGGAGAGCAAAGUGAAAUUACUAAGUACAUCAUAAAGUGCCUUAAAUGCUGCUUUUGGUGUUUGGAGAAGUUCCUGAAAUUUCUCAACAAGAAUGCCUACAUUAUGAUUGCAGUACACGGCAAGAAUUUUUGCGUCUCAGCAAAAGAUGCUUUUUUCCUCCUGAUGAGGAAUAUUUUGAGAGUCGCCGUAUUGGACAAAGUAACGGACUUUGUUCUGUUUCUUGGUCAGUUGACUAUUGCUGCAGGCCUAGGUAUUGGGAGCUUCUAUUGGUUCGAACGACAAGAAAACCUCAACUAUUACUUGGCCCCUGUCAUUAUCAUCGUUGUUGGCGCCUACAUGAUAGCAUCAGCUUUCUUCAGUGUCUACAACAUGGCUAUUGAUACGGUCUUCCUUUCAUUCUUGGAGGAUUCUGAGCGAAAUGACGGCUCCCCGGAAAAGCCAUACUACAUGAGCAAGUCCCUGAGGAAGAUAAUUGGAAAGAAAAACAAGAAAAAUUCAGACAGCGAAUGAAAUGGCUGCGGCCGGAUCAUCAGCGGUUAAACUUCAGAUAUGCCGCUGCUAAAUUGACUAUUACCAUUUGCAAUCGGUUCACUUGAUUGGAUGAGCAGUAUUUAUAGCCGAAAUUUUAUAGACCGAUUGAAGGGAAAGACAGAGGUGACUACACUAACGAGAUUCGACAUUCGUUUUUAGUUAUUUCUCUAAACUAUUUUUCAUAGCUAGUUUAAUACUGAAAACCCUCUCUGUGGUGCGAGAUGUUUCAAAUAGAAGAGCCCGCGAGAAUACUUCUACUUUUAUUUAAUGGGAAGUGAGGCUGUUUUUCGCCUUAGUGAUUGGGAAGAGUAAAGCAGUUUUGUACAAGGAUAAACAGACAAUUUUGACACAAACAUUUUACUUAAUAUAAUUUAAUAUUUUCACUUCUAAGUGCGGUAGAAUCCAUUUGGACAAUAUAUUAUUGCUUCUCUCUUCCAAGUAUUUUGGUCAAGUAGGGUUACAGAUUAUCGCUGGACGAAAUCUUUGUACAUACAAGGCUCUCGUCGUGGAAUUUGAAUUUGUGUAAAGCACGUUUCAAUGUAUUUUGUAGCAUAGCUAGUAAAUUUAUCUAAUCAAAUUCAAUUGCGCGAGCUUGCUUCAUAUUCGUAUAUUCAUAUGCACGCUCAUGACGUCAGCAAACAAAUCCCUCGGGGAAAAAAUUUUUCUUCGGGUUGAAAAUGUUAUAAAACAAUUGGUUCAUACGUCAGCUGUACGUUCAUCGAGAUAUGAAGCACUUGGGAAGUUUGGAGAGCACUCAAGAAGCAAGAGUUGCUCUCAGCUACGCCUCGAGCAACUCUUACGCAUCUUUCGUGCUCUCCAAACUUCCCGCGUGCUUCGUAUCUCGAUGAACGCACGCUGACAUAUGAACCAAUUGUUAAGUAUCAUUGUUAAACAUAGACCAGGCCUGAAUACAGACAGUGUGUAAAUAGAGAACUUUAUAAACUAUGUUUUAGGUUGCAAAUCGAGGUUUUUUCCACUUGCAUUAGAGAUGGAAAAUUUCGGUCAUCAAACGUGCUGGGAAAACGUCGCAGAAAAGCAACAAGGCUUCAAGGUCGUUUUCUUACACGUUUUGCUUUCCGUGUGUGUUGUGCGUGAUUUUCGUUUCGCUAUUCGUUGACCAAAGCCUCAGGACCCUAACGACCGUUAAAGCUGGCUAAGAGUCCCAAAAGGUUGGAUGUUAAAGUAAUAAGCUUUGCACCAAAUGUUUGAUUUAAUUUUCAUGUGUUAGAGUAUUGUGCAGUAGAAGGAAGUUUGCUUGCACGUAGAAGGUUUAAUAUUUAUUUAACGUAUUAGAUCGAUUGUUGAGUAACUUGUGGGUGAAGCCUCCCCCAGAACAGGGUUGUUUUGUGCAUAUAAAUUAUUUACUAGCAACCUGUACAAGCAUUUGUUACUCUUUCCUUUUUGAGAGUCAUUUAUGCUGUACAGACAAGACAGUAUAAGACUGGCUAUUUUCUGCUGGGUAUAGGCGCCAUAUUUGGUCAUUAAAUCCUUGCGCAAAUGCUUGCAGAAUAUUCGCAAUUCCAGUCAACAAACGCUUCAUAUGAUAUAUAACUUGGCAAGCACUUUCGCAGAGCGUAUAUUCAAUGUUUUUUUUGUUUUUUCUUUUUUUUUUCCGACUAAAUAAGACGCUGCUUUCCCGUACUUUCCAUGACUUUACAGGUCAAUACAAUGGAAUCUUGUAUAGUAAGUUGUUUAACCAAGAGAUGGUUUGGAGUGUUAAUAAAGAGCUUGCGUGGUGUUAUUAUCUAUA